CGCGCAGAUGGUCAAUGGUGCCGGAGGUGGGGAUGCGCUGACGGGGCACCGUUAAUCCCCCGUUGCCCCUCGAGCGCAGUCAAAUUAGCCGGACUUUUCCUCGAUGUUAUCUUUCCGCGAGCGAGUUGAUGCGCCGAGGCGCCAACUCUGACAUCGAUUGAGGUUUCCAGCAACGCUGGUCAUCCCGGUGUACGAGCACGCGCUCCAAAAUAGCCGUCUGGGGAGGCGCGCGCGCCACUGCGAGAGGUGCGUGCGUGUGUUUCGCCUGUGCGCGACUUCUAGUCUCACGUCGCACCGAUGCUGAAGAGGCAGGUCUGAACCAUGGGUUUUCGUCUGAUCGACGCUGCCAGGGCCAGGUGGAAACGGCUGGUCCUGAGCGGCACUCUGGCGCACUGCAUAUUCUUCACGACGGCAUUCAUACUUGCGGGCAUUGCGGUGGUCGUGGUGUCGGUGAUGCUGCUGCUGGACAGCAGCAAGUACUUGGCCAAUGAAGGGGGCAACAGCCAGGACAGCCAGCUGUACUUCUCCAUCAUCUACAUCCUGCUCGGCGCGGGCUGUUUCAUGGCCAUUGUUGGCUUCUUUGGAUGCUGCGGGGCCCUGCGUGAGAGCCCCUGCAUGCUCUGCACCUUCUUCAUAUUCUUGGUGGUCAUCAUCGCUGCUGAGGUGACCGGUGGCAUCUGGGCUUGGAUGAACUUGGAGAGUUUUGAGAAAGCAGUCAAAGGCCAGGUGCAGCACAUGAUGCACAAGGACUACUCGGUGUCCGACGUGAUCACCAAGACCAUCGACACCAUGCAACACGAUCUGCGCUGCUGCGGAGUGGAGGGCCCUCAGGACUGGGCUUCGGCCCGCAUCAACCAGAAGGCAUCGGAACAGGGUGGUGGCGCCCUGGCAGCUUCCGUUGAGGCUGGCAUCCGGAACCUGGGUGUGUACCAGGUGCCACGUUCGUGCUGCGUUGAGGAGGAUUCGACCACCUGCGACAUCAACCGCCAGUUUGGUGGAGGGGGCUCCCUGCUGCACGGCCUGCACACACAGGGUUGUGGAACAGCUCUUUGGAAUGGCCUGUACAACAAUCUCGUCCUCGUCUGUGCCAUUGGCCUGGGCAUUGCAGUGUUGCAGAUUCUUGGCCUCAUAUUCACCAUGGUGCUGUGCUGUGCGGUGCGAAGGGACAGCGGGACCAGCUUCAAGGCUUGAACACGGUGCCCCCUGUGCUUUCUUCUUGCUCGGCACUCGGCGCCUUUUCCGUUUUGCGCCUUUCGUGGGCCCUUGCUGCUGUGUUGCCAAGCCUUCCUCAAUCUUUCUAUCUCUCUCUCCCAGAAGUGGUCGUGGCAGAGGACCACUGGGCAUCGCAACCACGUUGCAGGGCUCUCGUGUGCGUCUUCGUCACAGGAAGCGACUUAUGACCGGUGGUACUUUCAUUCGACCUUUUCUAGAUGGGGCCGCUAUCUGUCGUUGCCCAAUUUCUGUCUGCAGGCGUACAGGUAUUCUUGCUGAAGGCAAACAGCUUGCAUGAAGCCAUUUUUUUUAAACCCGUACGAAGAGCUACAGGCUUUUCUUUCCUCUCUUCAUAUUUUUUCUUUAAAGACUGAGUACUUGCAGUAUUGAGCCAUAUACAAUAUUGCUUCGUGCUAUCCCUGGUGUAAAUUACUGCGUUAUUAACUGUCCAUGCAGCUAGUCGCAGUUUUCGGUACAAGUUGCCGUGAUUGGCAUUUAUUUCAUUUUUUUCCCCUUCGCAAAGCGUUUGCUUAGUCAGCGAAUGCCAACGAACAACUUGCAGUGCCAGGCACGCAGAGCCAUUUCAAACGAGACAACCAUUGUGUGAUUCUAGUACAGAUAUGUUCCCACACCACUGCCCCGUGCUAGUUUCUUAGUAUUUGUAUAAUGUUAAAUUAAAACUUCUUUUCUACCGUCAACGGGCACGACCUGUCACCAGUGCGAAGAAUACGUGCCAUGAGGCAGCUGCUCAUUUGUAGGCACCAUUUGUCGUUGCACUUAAGAGCUUAGUUUCUAAGGAAGUGUCUCUUGUGUCAGGGGCUGCCCAGUUAGCGGUUAACGGGGCUCAUUUGUUUGCUAGAAUACCUUCUCAACUAUGUGAGCCAGUGUGGAGAGAGAGGAAGAGAGUUACGGAUGGACCUUGGAAACAAAAAAAAAAAAAAAAGAGGCUGUUCUAUGGUCACCUCACUGACAAAAACAUGUUGAGGGGAUCAACUUCUUUGACUGCCACGAAUGUUUAAUUGUACGUACGAGUAUAUGGUUGUAAAGGGCCUUUCUGUUUUCGGUUCAACUGCCACCAAUCUUUACGCGUGCCCUACUUUUGUGUCCGUUUAUAUUGUACAUUCUGCGAGGUGUACCUCCCCCCACCCCCCCUGUUCGCGAAGCGAUUGUUCGUGCCCGCGAGAGCGAGCUUGCUCUCGCCUGUUGCUGACUGUACUUAGCGUUCAUGAGCGUGUGUAGUCUCGUAAGAAGAAGGUGCACCGCAAUCACGCCACGCUGACGACUGUUUUGCUUGACUAGAUGAAUGUGCAUUUAUUUUUUAUGAGAAACAUCGUAACGUGCGUACAUAUGAUUCCUGCUAGCAUUGUUGUAGGAUGCUUUCCUUGCUGGUGAAGCACAACGCAUACUUAUUAUUAUACUCAUGGUCAGAUAUAUUCUCAGGACAGUGUUUUGCAGCAGUGAAGAGCCCACCAAUUUUUGUCGUUUGCUCCUCCGACUGAAGCAUUGAAAAAAUAAAAUAAAUAAAUGUGUUAAAAGAUACGCGGCAGUGUAUAUUAUUGGUUUGUAGCAAGAGAAUGUCAGGGACAUGUUGAAUGCGUCUUGGUUAAAGAGCUGUCCUCUUGAGGCCUCUACCGGAAAGUAAGGCAGUAGGCAUGCUGGCUGCAUUACCGCAAAAAACAUUGCGUCAUGUUGACGCAACGCCCGAUCUAGUAAUGCCGUUGCCAGCAAUGCUUUUAAGUAAUGCCUGCAACGCUGUUACGGCUUUUUUGUACGAGAAGGGCGUAAAGUAUCAAUGUUGGACAACUGCGAAGCGUGUUGCAGUACGAGCUGCCAGGCAACUGGCAUUCAAAAUUGUUGGGCUUUCUCGCACUGCGCGCAACAAGCCGCUGCAUAAUCGUUGCACAUUUCAUGUUGAAAAGCUGCUGCGUACGGACUUCCGUGUCUGUAGUGAAGUGCUUCAGCUUAGCUUUGAGACGCACCACCGUUUACGAGAGAAGCGAAAGAUUUUUGUAUCGUAUGUACUCUGUUGAACCUUCGGCCAUUUACAGAAGCAGAUGAACAAAGCUAUUAUAAUAUACCACAUGGGGCCAAUGUUAUGAGCAUUGUGUCGCAGGAAAGCCAGAAAUGACGGCGUGCGCCUUCGUCAUUUGCGCUGUAUUUUUGCUGGAGCCGCUCCUCGUGCUGGCACAAAUUUAGGAUUUGAAGCAACAAAUUUGGGGCGCAUUUGCUCAAAGGUUCAGAGAGUCGCACGGUUUCUUCCUAAAAUGAGUUGCACAUCACUGGCCGGGCUAAUGUCCCGGUUGUUUGCUUUACGAGUUUCGUUCAUCUCAUUUAUACAGUACUUUUUGCAUCAUCUCGUUGUGAAUAAGUCCGCUUAAUUGUUACCAUUAUUAUACAUACAGUGUAUACUUUUUUUUUUAUUUUUGCAUAUUGAAGCAUCGCCAGAUCUGCCUGAAUGUUGCUAAUAUAUCGCCCGACACUUAGUACUUGUUCUACAGAUCUGAAUAUUUGGUCGCUAUGUACAUUAGUAGCAUCCAAAAAAGCGCUGUUGACGAAACAUGGUUUGUGUCACGUUUAUUCGUCAUCCUACAGUUCUUGCAAAGUAUUUCCUGUGCUGUAUUGCAAUACAUAAAGGCGUGCAAGUGUAUACGCAGUUAUGAUCUCUGUUGUGCAUCUCUCUUUCUCUCUUUGUUUUUUACUGUGAAAGUUGAAGAACCAUGUAAUAUUGUGAACCCAAUAAACAUGUUUUCCUGUAUUCCACAAACAAA
Molecule: messenger RNA, 3980 nt
Organism: Rhipicephalus sanguineus (brown dog tick)
Lineage: Eukaryota; Metazoa; Arthropoda; Arachnida; Ixodida; Ixodidae
Product: CD9 antigen
Exons: 7
Coding region: 322-1191 (289 amino acids)
Cellular component (GO): membrane
Source: RefSeq, a predicted model, not a curated record